GACUGGAGCCCGCAUACAAGAUAGUAUGGAAAGGUUGCUGAGGCUCAUUCAUCUCUCUGACCUAUGCUGCUUAUCUAUUUGGCCACUAAUGAUAUUACCAGUCUGUUCAGGUUAAACUUCAUUUUAAUUAUUUGGAUCUCAACAAUGCACCUGUGGGGGUGUUACCCAACUGUCCCUUCUACGCUGUCCAGGAAAUCUGAUUACUGUCUCAUCCUGCUGAAUAGCUGCUUAGCCAAGCUGGACAAGAGUGAAGAAUUGACUUUUCUAAAACCUUUCCUGGAGAAGUCUUUCAUUAAAAGGUCCUUUCGCAAUGGAGUUGGAUCAGGAAUUAAAAAAACUUCCUUUCAAAGAGCAAAUUAAUAAAUAACUGCUCAGGAAAGUACCCUCAACUUUAGCAUCUAACAUUUAACUGUGAGCUUAAAAUAAUUUGCAAUGCAUUUCUGUUAUAAAAACAAAAGAGACAAAUGUAUCAGCAUGUUCAUAAUGUAAACAGAUGUGUAUUUCAAAUAGUGCAAGCCAAGUGAAGCAGAUUAAAUUGUUCAGUAUAGGCAUUGUUUUCAAAGUUACAAUAUCAUAAAGUUUUGUAUUGAUAUAAAUGUGUUUUCAGCUGGUUAAUUCCCCGUUUGUAAAACUACAGAUUUAAUCAGAUUGCUCUUGAUUAACACAAAAAUAGUUCUGUGCUUUGAAAGCAUGCACACAUGCAACAAGUCUUUAGGAUGGCAGCAUUAUAUCCUACAUAUACUCAUCUUUGGUCUAAAAGAUAUCCUUAUGGUUAAUGCAGGGCAUGGCUUCAUUUUAUUAGCCUGAUUAUCAUUUACAUGAGGACCACUUUACACCACUCUGGUAAUAUAAGGCGGGUCUUAAAAUGUAAUUUAAGACAUCUUUACAUUGCUCUACAGGUAUAAAGGGCCAUUCGUGAAAAAGAGAAUCAGGCCCUAUGUUUAAACUCUAAUUUAUUUUUAAUAUAGUUAUUUAAAAUGACUUCAGCAGGAAGUAAUCUCUUGAGAUGUCAUUUCAUUUUCAAGAGUGUCCUGGGAAAUCAUUCUCAGUCACUGUAGCAGUGCAUGUCCCUCUGCUUCAAUUAAUCAAUUAAUGUAGGCAACAAACAUCUGAUGAUAUCUGCCAAAUAUAGGGCUUGCCUAUUUUCUGCUGUUAUGGUUGCGCUCUAAUGAACAGUGGUCCAGUUUUGUUUUUUCUUUGCUGUAAAGUAACUGGUUAGAUGUUUGUUCUCAAAAUAUUGUAGAUUUUGUCAGCUGGAAAGGUCAUCUGCUGAGUUACAUUAUUUGUGUGAAUUUUACCUUGUGGCCAUUUCCUUCGAAA
Messenger RNA from Mauremys mutica (yellowpond turtle), 1320 nucleotides. It is a transcript of the gene NPS, whose product is annotated as neuropeptide S. Lineage: Eukaryota; Metazoa; Chordata; Testudines; Geoemydidae. Bases 64 to 360 code for a protein of 98 amino acids. Gene Ontology annotation, cellular component: extracellular region. The record is from RefSeq and is a predicted model, not a curated record. The transcript has 3 exons. Gene Ontology annotation, biological process: positive regulation of synaptic transmission, glutamatergic; positive regulation of synaptic transmission, GABAergic; neuropeptide signaling pathway.